Messenger RNA from Cynoglossus semilaevis (tongue sole), 3403 nucleotides. It is a transcript of the gene foxj3, whose product is annotated as forkhead box J3. Gene Ontology annotation, molecular function: DNA-binding transcription factor activity, RNA polymerase II-specific; RNA polymerase II cis-regulatory region sequence-specific DNA binding. The transcript has 12 exons. NCBI's taxonomy places the organism in Eukaryota, Metazoa, Chordata, Actinopteri, Pleuronectiformes, Cynoglossidae. The record is from RefSeq and is a predicted model, not a curated record. Gene Ontology annotation, cellular component: nucleus. The coding region runs from base 538 to 2403 and encodes 621 amino acids. Gene Ontology annotation, biological process: regulation of transcription by RNA polymerase II.
ACUGUGAGUCGUCGCUGGGGAAAGUAGUUCCGGCCACUUUUAUCCAAACGCGGUGGAGGGGGAGUGGGGCAGAGACCCGGAUGUUGGCACGGCCGCGGACAGAAAGGCGAACGAGAGAAGGCGGAGAGAGGCUGAGCAGGAGACGCCACGGCACCGCGGGUUACACCGGCGAAGCUACGGUCACAGCAGCUCUAAAUACAACAGGAAGACACUGUCAGAGAACACGGACACUCCUGGGGGAGUCCCGCUAGCUGACGGAGAGGAGCUUAAAGGAAGGGGAGGGGGCACUUACAGUGAAACUACCGUGAGGAUUUUACCAGGGAGCCGCCGUCACACAGCAGCUUUCACCCAGAAGUUGAUCUACAGAAGAUGCUCCUCUGAUGUCCUGAGGAAGCCCUGACUCCAGACUGAAGCAGCCGCAGCCGCAGCGUCGUCUCGCUUCGUUGACUCAGACGUGAUCGGUCGGCCAACACUGAUAAACCAACGCCGCCGCCUGCGCCUUUUCCCCACCCCCCUCCUGCGUACCCUGCCGCCAUCAUGACGUCGGAGCUGGAGAGCAGCCUGACCUCCAUGGACUGGCUUCCACAGCUGACCAUGCAGGCGGCCAUCCGCAAGGCUGACGCCCAGAAUGCCCACGGGCCUGGCAUGGGCAAGAAAAGUGCCCUUCUAGAUCCUAACACCACGCUGGACCAGGAGGAAGUGCAGCAGCAUAAAGAUGGCAAACCGCCCUACAGCUACGCCAGUCUCAUUACCUUUGCUAUCAACAGCUCGCCAAAGAAAAAGAUGACUCUGAGUGAGAUCUACCAGUGGAUCUGUGAUAACUUUCCGUACUACAGAGAGGCCGGCAGCGGCUGGAAGAACUCCAUACGGCACAAUCUGUCACUGAACAAGUGUUUUCUCAAAGUGCCUCGCUCCAAAGAUGAUCCAGGAAAGGGCUCUUACUGGGCCAUCGACACCAACCCAAAAGAGGAUGCCUUGCCCACGCGGCCAAAGAAGAGGCCUCGUUCUGGAGAGAGAGCGUCCACACCGUACAGCCUGGAGUCAGACUCUUUGGGGAUGGAGUGUAUGAUCUCUGGAAGUGCCUCUCCAACACUGGCCAUCAACACUGUGACCAACAAGGUGGCGCUGUACAACACAGACCAGGAGGGCAGUGACAGUCCCAGGAGCAGCCUGAACAACAGCCUGUCUGACCAGAGUCUGGCCUCCGUCAACCUCAACAGUGUGGGCAGCGUCCACAGCUACACCCCGGUGACCACUCACCCAGAGCCCGUGUCCCAGUCCAUGAGCCUCCAGCAGCCCCCCCAGUACAACAUGGCCGACAGAGACAAGCAGCUGGUGUUCUCCGACUUUGAAGAUCUGAGUGCCUCCUUCCGCAGCCUUUACAAGUCGGUCUUUGAGCAGUCCUUCAGCCAACAAGGUCUCAUUGGCAUUCCCUCAGACUCCUCCCAGCAGACCCACACCUCCUGCUCCUACCAGCACUCCCCCAGUGGAACCAUCAGUUCUCAGAACAGCCUGUCCAACAACCAGGCCAACAGUCACCCCAACAGUCACUCAGCCAACAGCGGCCAGGUGCCCCUGUCCCACCCUGGCCACGUCUCCCCCCACACACCGCACCUAUCGCAGCACAGCGGCCCCCACAACCAACACCCCCAGCACCAACAGCACCCCCAGCACCCUGCGCACCCCCAGCACUCCCAGCACCCCCAGCACGCUGCGCACCCCCAGCACGGGCAGCACACAUCGCAGCAUCCGCCCCACGGCCAACACCCGCAGCAGCAGCACACGCCGCACCCCUCCCAACACACGCAGCACGGCCAACACCCCCCCCAACACGGACAGCAGCACCAGAGCCUCCACCAACCGCAUCCCACUCAGCAACAGAUGGCCUGCAACACAGGGCUGCUGUCGGACUGGUACCCAAACCUGGACGCACUGAAAGAAAGCUGCCGUAUUGCCAGUAACUUCAACUGGACUGACGUUGACCUUUCACCUUUUCAAGGUUUGAGGGAGAGUAUGAGACAAGCAGAGCUGAACAACUGGUCCCUGGAACCGACCCAGAUCGCAGACCUCUGUUCGUCCAUCAAUCAGUUCUUCGCCCGCACAGGUGUAAUCCAGCCACAGGGGGCAGUGCAGCCCUCAGUCUGCCAUGGCUCAAUGCAUCCAAACAAACCCAGCCAACACCUCAACACAGGAAAUCUCUACAUGGACACGAGACAGAACCUGUCCAUGAUGGGUCCUCCAGGGUACCCCCACAUGCCCCCCAUGAGCAGCGCAGGACCCACUCUGACAGGACACCACGGACAGAUGAACCAGCAGCACAUGAUGCCAACCAGGAAUUUCCAGAUGCAUCGUCUCCCAGCGGACGACAUCCAGGACGACUUUGACUGGGACUCCAUCGUCUAGACUCUACGCCUCUUCCUUUUUUUAAGAUGAACGGGAGCAAGGAGAAGAAGUGAGGGAAGAGGAGGAGGAGGAGGAGACGACCUUUGGGAGUGAGACGCAGGACAACGUUGUAGAACCGUUGGAGAAAGACGUCUCCAGAGUCCUGACGUUUUUACAAAGCAGAAACAAGAAGAAGACUUUGUAGACAAUCAUCUUUAGUUGGACGCAGAGACCAGUGAAGAAGAAGAAGAAGAAGGAGAAGGAGAAGGAGACGCUCCUCGGCUCCUCGCCUCCUCGACUCCUCGACUCCUCGACUCCUCGACUCCUCGGCCCCUCCCCUUCCGUCCCUCCUCGUCAGCAGCCUUCCAAAGUCUGACCCUCUGCUUCCUGCCCCGCCCCCCCGUACCCAUGCUCCGUAACUGUCCUGUGAUUUGUCCAGCUUGUAGUUCUUCUGGUGUCCACCUGGGGUCAGCGGUGUCUGGGAUGAGUCUUUGUUUUCUUUUCUUUUUAAAAAUGUUUCUUUCAGUUUGAUUCUGUUGUUAAAGAAUUUCAGGCCUUGAUGGAAAGGUGCUCGUUGGUCACUUUUGGGAGGAAGUGUGCCCCCCUGUGGCUAGACUGGUGCGGAAAGUUUUAAGUUUAUAGAACCUGGGGUUUUGAACAGGGUUUUUUUUUUACCCAAAAAAGUCUUGAUAUUUAGAGAGAGGAUGACAGGAAGUGAUGAUUCUUGUAGCCAAUCGUUUCGAUCCGGUUUGGUGCAGUCGUUAGAGGAACUUUUUAUUUUAAUUUUUUUUUUUUACAGCAGAUUCAAGAUGAACGGACGGCGUUGGAGGCAGUUAGUCUUUUCAGAUUUGAUCCAACAUGAGGUUGUGGUUCAGUGUGUGUUUGUUGUGAAGCUUUGUUUCCCUCUGUGGAGCUGAAAAAGAAAAACUUUGAUGCUGAAGUUGAAUAAGAAAAGAGAGUCGACAGGAGUCGAUGACAACAGCCACAGACGUCAGUGUGUCUGUGACUGUUGGUACUGAAA